Messenger RNA from Anneissia japonica, 555 nucleotides. RefSeq lists its product as uncharacterized. Lineage: Eukaryota; Metazoa; Echinodermata; Crinoidea; Comatulida; Comatulidae. Bases 1 to 555 code for a protein of 184 amino acids. The record is from RefSeq and is a predicted model, not a curated record. The transcript is spliced from 3 exons.
AUGCGUACGCUAAGUGUUGAUGUGGAUAAAGAUCGAGCAGGUCGAGUGUGUGUAGUCAGGAGCUAUAAACGUGGCGGUUAUUUCGUCGAGGUCCCGCCACGCUUAAGUAUAGCUGGCGAGACCCCUGAUGACUGGGUGGCUGACGUGAGGGCACAACUUGAACUGAGGCUAUUGACACCAAAAGCAGCGGCAGCAUUUGUGAAAGAAAACUUAGCCGGAUAUGCUCGAAAAGAAAUUAACGGGCGAGGCAAGGAAGUUGGUGAAGAUGCAGAGAAGAUUCUCGCAGUUUUGCUGAGAGUGUUUGGAGAUGGCAACACCCUACCACAGCUCCAGCAAAGGUUCUUUUCAUACAAGCAGAUGCCUCAGCAGGACCUAUUAAGUUGUUCACUGGAACUGGUGAGUCUCUAUGACAAUAUUGUUUCUCUUGAUGGUGCCUAUAGUGCAUGCAGGGAAAGCUCUCUAAAAAGCAGAUUGGCUGAAGCAGUCGUCGAUGAAAACCUAAAGAGCUGCUCUAAGUAUCAAGUUAUUAUAUUCAAAUAUGUAAUUGUAAGGUAG